Molecule: messenger RNA, 951 nt
Organism: Lathyrus oleraceus (garden pea)
Lineage: Eukaryota; Viridiplantae; Streptophyta; Magnoliopsida; Fabales; Fabaceae
Exons: 2
Coding region: 1-951 (316 amino acids)
Source: RefSeq, a predicted model, not a curated record
AUGUCACAACAUCAAACUCCAUCUGGUUCAAAAACUACUAAGCCUACUCACAAGGAUAGCACUCCUUCCAUGAACUUUCUCGAUGAUGAAAUUCUGGAUGUGGUUCCUCUGUCUAUUAUUCCAGGCGAAGCCCCUGACUCAAACCAUCCCAUGGAUGCAUCUUCUUCUGCAUGCCCCACUCAAGGUAACAACUCUAGUAUCCCUUAUAUCUCUACUCACGCCACUAGUUCUAAGGAAGAUAUGCACCACACUGAUCGUGUCAUUAGAAACCUAGUCACUAGAAUCCUUAAUAAAGGACAUUCUGUGAAGGGAGUCUCUACUCCUCUAUCUAGAAUCUACCCCUUUCCUAAGGUUGAACCUCAUAGUGAGAAGGAUGACGAUUCCUCUAGAUCUGAGAAAGACAUGGCUACUGAAGGUUUGUGCUCUCUAGGGCAAACUGUGUCUGGUAAAAAAUUCGUGGCAUCUACAACUGUCAAUGCUUCACAUUUUGAGAAGCAUGAUUCUGCAAACAAUAUGAUUGACCUAGAGGAUGAUAGUGUGGCUAAGCAUAUCAAGACUAGAAAAGGUAGAUUUGUGGCUGAAAUGAUGUCAGUCAAAACAGCUAAGAAGACAGCUGGUGUAGGUCCUUCCAAAUCUUGGAGCAAAGUAGAUGUGAAAAAGAGAAAGGUUAGUGAAGUUUUUGAGUCUAACGAAGAUGUAGAGGAAGAUGUCCCUGACAUCUCCCCUAUGAAGAAGACAACUGUGAGGAAGUCCCAUGUGAAAGUUGUUAUUGUACAUUUGGACAAUAUCUCUUUCCAUCUUGAAGAUGGAGCUGCCAAACGGAAGUUUGUGAUCCAAAGAAGGGUGGAUGUAGAAAGAGAGUUAGGCAAGGAUGUUGUUGAGGUCAAAGAGGUCAUGGACCAAAUUAAGAAUGUUGGGUUAAUGAAGAAUGUGGUUGGGUUAUCUCAGUGA